AUGGGGGAAACAGAUCCUCAACCCCGCGCGUUCCUCAAGUCUCUGCUGUGUGAACUCAAAAAAUCCGAGUCUGAUUUCCUUUCUUCGGGCGACCUCACGAGACUUGGAGUCAAAGCAUUCCAAGUCGGCCUAGGAGUCGACGAGGCUCUUCAAUUCAACCCUUGCUUUUUUCGCCCUCAUCCAGAAAAGGUGUUCGAAAAAUACCCAAUUUGUCCUGACGAGGACCUUGAAUGGUCGUUACGAGAUGUUGAAUACGUCCGUACAUUGGAAGACUUUCAAGCAGGUGCUUUGAAAGACCACUCCCCCGAGGCCGCCAGAAUUGAAUACAAUAAAUACAGAGGUGUCGACCAGCAUGGUAAUUAUGAUCAAGAUUCUAUGGAGGUCCUUGAAGAAUUCGAUACUAGUAAUCAAGUCUGUUCGAUGUGGAAUGCAAUGGAUUCUCGCAUUGACGUGGGUAGACAAGGCGACUGGCCAAAAGCUCAUAUAUGGGGUCUAAGUAUUCUGAAGGAGGAUGGCCGAGAACGUUGGUUUCCUCACUUACCUGGCUAUCAACCAGUCAUUGAGGGCUACAACCAGCACGGAGUUCCACGCUGGUCUGUUCAGGAAUCCUGGCGAUGGUUGAAUCACCCUCAUUCAACAAUCACAUGUCUUGUGAAUGCUGUCUAUGUUUCCGACACGAGUCAGGGCCUUACAGUCCCUGAGCUAGAAACCAUCGUGACUUUUCUGAUUCGCAGGACAAGGCACAGACCGUUCCGUCAAUGCCACAUUCAUCCGGUUCUGGCAAUAUUUUAUAUGGGCGGUCAGAUGGCGAGGAUCGUGCAAGCUUCGUUGGUCCAGUGCGAGUUGACUUUGCAAUACUCGCCUUGUUGGAGCUUCAAUAAGGGAGAUGACGCAACGUAUGAACUAUUCGCUCGGUACGAUCUGAGCGUCCCGGUUGAUGGUGCCUUUGAAUUGCCUAUCAGAUAG
Molecule: messenger RNA, 966 nt
Organism: Penicillium olsonii
Lineage: Eukaryota; Fungi; Ascomycota; Eurotiomycetes; Eurotiales; Aspergillaceae
Source: the annotation of a GenBank genome assembly